AUGAUUAAGGUGAAGGCCCCUCUUCCUUUCCUCAAAGAAUUGAAUUGUGAAUUGAUGGAUGUUCCAGGUUUGAAUAGUGGUUCUCACAGCAAAAUCUUUGAACGAUUGGCUUUGAAAGCAGGAAAACUUUCCGAUCGAAUUUUGAUCUUUCCAAAUAACAUGAUAUCAGAAUUUCCAACGGAUUACUUUGAAUUGAUGGGAAGAAUCUUUGCAGACAAGGACAUUCAGAGAAAUCCCAAAACAUUCUGUUAUUGUUUUGGAGGAAUUACCAUUAACGAAGAAAAGGCAUCUAAAGAGUUCCUUGGUUGUUUGAGUAAAAAGAAGAGACAAAAAUUCGAAAAGACAUUCAGAAAGUAUCUCUCAGAUUUCUUUGAUUACAAAUUCGAUGAUACUCCCAACGAGAAACCUGUCAAUGGCCAAGUUGAAUUUGUAGAAUCCAAGAAAAGAAUGUUGGAGUUCUUGAAUGAUCAGUUCAUGAUUAUACCCAUACCAAACACCAAAUAUGUACAAUUCGAAAGAGAAUUCCACUACACUAGAUCCUCAGAACGACAUUGA
Molecule: messenger RNA, 555 nt
Organism: Naegleria fowleri
Lineage: Eukaryota; Heterolobosea; Eutetramitea; Acrasida; Naegleriidae
Exons: 1
Coding region: 1-555 (184 amino acids)
Source: RefSeq, a predicted model, not a curated record